AUGUGGGGGACCCGCCUCAGGCUCCUGGUCUGUGCCCUGUGCAGCGCCUGCAGCCCCAGCAUCACCAGAGCCUACCCUGAUGCCUCCCCACUGCUGGGCUCCAGCUGGGGUGGCCUGACCCACCUGUACACGGCCACAGCCAGAAACAGCUACCACCUGCAGAUCCACAGGGAUGGCCGUGUGGAUGGCACACCCCACCAGACCAUCUACAGUGCGCUGUUGAUCAGCUCAGAGGAUGCAGGCUUCGUGGUGAUAACUGGUGUGAUGAGCCGGAGGUUCCUCUGCAUGGAUCUCAGAGGCAACGUUUUUGGAUCACACUACUUCAGCCCCGAGAGCUGCCGGUUCCGCCAGCACACGCUGGAGAACGGGUACGACGUGUACCUGUCCCCGGAGCGACACCUGCUGCUCAGCCUGGGCCGGGCCAAGCGGGCCUUCCAGCCGGGCACCAACCCGCCGCCCUACUCGCAGUUCCUGUCGCGGAGGAACGAGAUCCCGCUGCUGCACUUCAGCACCCCGCGGCCGCGCCGCCACACGCGCAGCGCCGAGGCCCACGCGGAGCGCGACCCGCUCAACGUGCUCAAGCCGCGGCCGCGCGCCACCCCCGCGCCCGCGUCCUGCUCGCACGAGCUCCCGAGCGCCGAGGACGGCGGCCCGCACGCCAGCGACCCGCUCGGGGUGCUGCGGGGCGGCCGGCAGAGCGCGCACGCCGCGGGCAUGGGCGCCGAUCGGUGCCGCCCCCUGCCCCUGCUCAUCUAG
Messenger RNA from Castor canadensis (American beaver), 756 nucleotides. It is a transcript of the gene Fgf23, whose product is annotated as fibroblast growth factor 23. The record is from RefSeq and is a predicted model, not a curated record. NCBI's taxonomy places the organism in Eukaryota, Metazoa, Chordata, Mammalia, Rodentia, Castoridae. Gene Ontology annotation, molecular function: growth factor activity.